GCGCAGCCCGCGCGGAGCCGGCUCAGAGCGAGAAAAGCUAACCCAACCCGUCGGGGCCGCCGCUCCGGACCCGCAGCCACCGCCGCCUCCUCCCCCCGGAUCGGGUGUACUGUCCCAACCCGAAAGUCCAGUUCUGCGGCCCGGCAGCGGCGAGCGGGCGCGAUGACACAGGAGUACGACAACAAACGGCCAGUGUUGGUUCUUCAGAAUGAAGCACUUUAUCCACAGCGGCGGUCCUACACUAGUGAGGAUGAGGCCUGGAAAUCCUUCCUGGAAAACCCUCUCACUGCAGCGACCAAAGCGAUGAUGAGCAUCAAUGGAGACGAAGACAGCGCUGCUGCGCUGGGCCUGCUCUAUGACUACUACAAGGUCCCAAGAGAGAGAAGGUCAUCAACAGCAAAGCCAGAGGUGGAGCACCCUGAACCAGAUCACAGCAAAAGAAACAGCAUACCAAUCGUGACAGAGCAGCCCCUCAUUUCUGCUGGAGAAAACAGAGUGCAAGUACUGAAAAAUGUGCCGUUUAACAUUGUCCUUCCCCAUGGCAACCAGCUGGGCAUUGAUAAGAGAGGCCAUCUGACAGCUCCAGAUACGACAGUCACUGUCUCCAUAGCAACGAUGCCUACCCACUCCAUCAAGACAGAAACCCAGCCACAUGGCUUUGCUGUGGGAAUCCCCCCAGCAGUGUAUCAUCCUGAGCCCACUGAGCGGGUGGUGGUUUUCGAUCGGAAUCUCAGUACUGACCAGUUCAGCUCUGGUGCUCAAGCCCCAAAUGCUCAAAGGCGAACUCCAGACUCGACCUUCUCAGAGACCUUCAAGGAAGGCGUUCAGGAGGUUUUCUUCCCCUCGGAUCUCAGUCUGCGGAUGCCUGGCAUGAAUUCAGAGGACUAUGUUUUUGACAGUGUUUCUGGGAACAACUUUGAAUAUACCCUAGAAGCUUCAAAAUCACUUCGACAGAAGCCGGGAGAUAGUACCAUGACAUACCUGAACAAAGGCCAGUUCUAUCCUAUCACCUUAAAGGAGGUGAGCAGCAAUGAAGGAAUCCAUCAUCCCAUCAGCAAAGUUCGAAGUGUGAUCAUGGUGGUUUUUGCUGAAGACAAAAGCAGAGAAGAUCAGUUAAGGCAUUGGAAGUACUGGCACUCCCGGCAGCACACUGCUAAACAAAGAUGCAUUGACAUAGCUGACUAUAAAGAAAGCUUCAACACUAUCAGUAACAUCGAGGAGAUUGCGUAUAACGCCAUUUCCUUCACGUGGGACAUCAACGAUGAAGCAAAGGUUUUCAUCUCUGUGAACUGCUUAAGCACAGACUUCUCUUCCCAGAAGGGAGUGAAGGGAUUGCCUCUUAACAUUCAAAUUGAUACCUAUAGUUACAACAACCGCAGCAAUAAGCCUGUGCACCGGGCCUACUGCCAGAUCAAGGUCUUCUGUGACAAGGGAGCUGAGCGGAAAAUCAGGGAUGAAGAACGAAAGCAAAGCAAAAGAAAAGGCAAGUGUCCUGACCCCAGCUCCCAGUUGAAUGCCUUUUCUGAUGUUAAACUACCACUGCUUCCCUCUCACAAGCGACUGGAUAUCACGGUUUUCAAACCCUUCAUUGAUCUCGAUACUCAGCCUGUCCUCUUCAUUCCUGACGUGCACUUUGCCAACUUGCAGCGGGGCACUCAUGUCCUUCCCAUUGCCUCCGAAGAAUUGGAGGGUGAAGGCUCUGUCUUGAAAAGGGGGCCGUACGGCACAGAAGAUGACUUUGCUGUCCCUCCUUCUACCAAGCUGGCCCGGAUAGAAGAACCAAAGAGAGUGCUGCUCUACGUUCGAAAGGAGUCAGAAGAAGUCUUUGAUGCCCUGAUGCUCAAAACCCCAUCUUUGAAGGGCUUGAUGGAAGCUAUCUCAGACAAAUACGAUGUUCCCCAUGACAAGAUUGGGAAAAUAUUCAAGAAGUGUAAAAAGGGGAUCCUGGUGAACAUGGACGACAACAUUGUGAAGCAUUACUCCAAUGAGGACACCUUCCAGCUGCAGAUUGAAGAAGCUGGGGGGUCGUACAAGCUCACCCUGACUGAGAUCUAAAGGCCCGCAGGCCACAGCUCCCCAGGAGUUCAGUGCAGGUGUUUCUAGAUCUUAUGGUUUGGCAAGUGCAGGUAACCCCAGUCAGUCACGUCGCCAGCACAGCUCUAUGUCAAGGGAAGGGGUUCCUUGCAGGUUGGAGGCGGGGCUGCAUCUGGCUUGGUGGUAGCAUUUAAUCUAUUGCAUUGGCGUUUUUCAGAUGAAAGAGAAAUCCAUAUACCAUUAUAUUUGAACGUCCUGAUAUAUACAGGAUUUAAAGUGAAAACUUUAUUCCAAGAGUUAACAGAGUCUCUGGGAAGCUUUAGGACAUCUGCUACGUUAUUUAUCAUAUCAGAUAUUGGGAUAUCUGCCUUGUGCCUACAAUGUCGUGGGCCUGCUCGCUAGCGGAAGUCAGAAAAGGCGAUAGGCUUGGCUUUAAGAUUUCGCCCUCGCCUGAAUUCAGUACAACUCCACUGCCUCAGGUUAGUGGGAGCGCACCUGAAGAGUACAGGGGUGAGCCCUCUCUCCCUUAACCUCUCACUCUCCACCAGAUGUUUACUAAACAGGGCAUGUUACUGAAAUCUUCCUUUGCGACUUUCUUGGACAUAUCAACUGCCUUUCUCAUGAAGAAUUUUAAUGGGUUACAGGAUGGAUUCAGUUAAGAUAAAGCUGCAUUGUAUAUAAGUGCAAUAUAUUUUUGAAGGUCUGUAAAUGUGUACAUACAUGUCUUAUAUAAAUAUAUAAUAUAUAAAUAUGGUGUCUGUGUACAUAUAGUGAAGAUACGCAGUAAGAGCUACCUUAAAGACUUGCCCUAGACAAAGGUUAAGUUAUUUUUGAUGAUGUAUACCAAGCAGAUAGAGUACUGUGCUUAGUGAAACCCACUAAAAACCUUUUUCUCUGUUUUUCCAAACACAGUCAUUCUGUAGCAUAGCAAAACCUUCUCAAAUGACAGAGAUUCUGUUUGCUAUUGAGAAUGUUGUUAAUUGGAUUUCUGCACUGUUUAACAAAUGAAGUAAAAGAAACACACUACUGCAAUCACGUCUUUUGUUAUGCUAGUAUCAGUCAGAUGCACUUAGAGUGAAGAAACACUGUAAUGACAGCACACAGAUUACAAGUAUUGUGUACCAAGUGAUACAACUCGAAAUGGGGCUCUCAUCUUCCUGUUUUGAGAAAUGAUUGUUUUUUCACACAUCAGAGCUUUCGUGCUUUGAUUAUCUUGUAUGUUAACAAUUCUAGAAAACAUUCAUGAAUUUAUAAAAAUACGUUACUAUGGCAGGGGAACAUUUUGUACACAUUUAAAUAUAUAAAAAUACUAAAAUAUGGAAUUUUAUAACAAAGUCACGGGUAUCUUUAGGUUCAGGGAACUAGACUAGGUCAUUCGUGUAAAUGGACUGGUAGUAAGUCUUAGGUUAAAGUAUUCUAAUGACGUAUGGGAACUAAAUUGCUGGUUUUCUAAGAUAAGAUAUGGGAUAUGGGUCAUAUAACUAUUUUAUGUUUUUUAUGAAAUUGAUUUUGUCUUGUGUGUUAUUUUUAAUUGUAUCAUUGAAGAUGUAUUUUAAACCAAAGGGAUUAAAUUUUAUAUGUCUAUUUC
Molecule: messenger RNA, 3622 nt
Organism: Rhinopithecus roxellana (golden snub-nosed monkey)
Lineage: Eukaryota; Metazoa; Chordata; Mammalia; Primates; Cercopithecidae
Gene: GRHL1
Product: grainyhead like transcription factor 1
Exons: 16
Coding region: 163-2055 (630 amino acids)
Biological process (GO): regulation of transcription by RNA polymerase II
Cellular component (GO): nucleus
Molecular function (GO): DNA-binding transcription activator activity, RNA polymerase II-specific; RNA polymerase II cis-regulatory region sequence-specific DNA binding
Source: RefSeq, a predicted model, not a curated record